AUGGUAUUAGAAGAAUUGAGGUUGGAUGCGUCGUACAGAAAAUGUUGGAGGGCGAAGGGGAAGGCUCUGGAGGGAAUAUUUGGUUCUGAUGAUGAAUCUUACGAGGAUCUUCCUUGUUAUCUCCAUGUUCUAAAAGAAGCGAAUCCUGGUACUGUAACCGAUAUUAAAACUGAAGUGGUUGAAGAUGGCAGAGAAAGGUUUCUGUAUAUGUUUUUGGCUUUUGGUGCUUCCAUAGAAGGUUUUAAGAAGCUUAGGCGUGUGAUUGUUGUGGAUGGGACUCAUCUGAAUGGGAAGUAUAAUGGAGUUUUUUUGACAGCAAGUGGACAAGAUGCUAAUUUCCAGGUUUUUCCGCUUGCUUUUGCUGUUGUGGAUAGUGAGAACGACGACGCUUGGACGUGGUUUUUUGAGAAAUUAGAACGAAUCAUUGCGGAUAGUAAGAGCUUGACCAUAAUUUCAGAUAAGUGCAGCUCAAUAUACAUAGCCAAGAAGAGGGUGUUCCCUUUGUCACAUCAUGGAUCUUGUAUAGUACAUCUAGCCAGGAAUGUUAAUGCGAAGUUUCAUAGUAAAGGACUUGCAAAACUUGUGACGAAUGCAGUGUUUGCCUACAAGGUAACUGCUCAUUGGAGUAGGGCUUAUUUCCAAGGGAACCAUUACAAUAUGAUGACCUCCAACAUUGCAGAGUCUCUGAACAAUGUGUUAGGAAAGGGGAGAGGCUGUCAUAUUGUUGAACUACUGAAGUACAUUCGUGCGAUGUUAAGUUGGUGGUUUAGUGCGAGACGGAAGAAAGCUGGGAAGCAUAGAGGGUUGACUACGCCGAAGGUUGAUAAACAGAUGCAGAAGAACGUGGUUGGUGUUUGUGGUAGCAAAUACGAUAGGCUGAAAAUACCAUGUAGGCAUUCAUUGUUAGCAGCUGAUACGCAAGGCAUCCCUUAUGGGACUUUGGUCGGUGACUGUUACAAGACAGAAACAUGGAGAGGGACUUACGAAGGGAUAAUUAAUCCUGAAGUGAGUGACGCUGUUAUUCCUGUUGAAAUCAAGAACCGUGUUUUAUACCCUCCUAAGGCUCGACGACCAGCUGGCCGUCCAAAAGAGAGUAGGAUUCCUUCUGUUGGAGAGUUUCGUGUAAGUGGACACAAUGUGUAUACGUUUGUUAUGUUUCGUGGUAAGAAAAAUGGGGUCGUGAAAACUAAAGUGAAUCGUUGUGGUAGGUGCAAAAUGACGGGAACCAAUCGAUCAAGUUGUUCGAACCCGUUGCCAUAA
This is a messenger RNA of Camelina sativa (false flax), 1260 nucleotides long. The record is from RefSeq and is a predicted model, not a curated record. Lineage: Eukaryota; Viridiplantae; Streptophyta; Magnoliopsida; Brassicales; Brassicaceae.